GAGGCGUCCCCCCCCCCACCCGGAUCCGGUUUCUCCCCGCCCGCCCCUUCCCGCAGCGUCCGCCGGGCGUCUGGAAGCCCUUCAGAAGAAUGGCGAUGGGGAGCUGGGCCGUGGUGUGGACGGUGCUUUGCAGCUUAGUCGCUACAACCCUGGUCUCGGCUGAUGAAGACUGCAAGUGGUACAUAGACAGAAAUGGCUCCUGGCACCGUGGCAUAGACUGCAACUUUCCCUCUUUCUGCUGUGGUGAUUGCUACCAUCGCUUCUGUUGCUUUGAUUUCAGGAACCUUCUCACUGAACGGCAGCAAAAGCACUGCAUGACCUUUGGGCCAAGGACCAUUGCUGGCAUCGCUUCAGCUGUGAUUCUCUUUGUGGCCAUUGUUGCCACCAUCGUCUGCUGCUUCCUGUGUUCCUGCUGCUACUUGUACCAGCGACGGCAUCACAUGCAGACUCCUUAUCAAGGUCAGGAGAUUCCACUUUCUGGUUAUCCUGAUCAGCCUCCAGACCCUUAUCAUGUGGAUCCAAAAGCAGGGCCAGCAUUUCAUCCUGGAUAUGCACCUGUGUUUCCCUACCCACCUACAGUUCCAGCAGCACAGUAUCCUCUAUAUCCACCCGGGCCACCAUACUACAAUCCUUCAGCUCCCCCACCAUACAUCCCACCGCAACACACACAGCCUACUACUUGAGAAGAAUCUUGGAGGACUAAUGAAAAGAAGCCUUUCUCUCUGGGGCUGCUAACUCCCUUUUUACAGAACUUGUAGGGGGACUCCUACAAUCCUGAAACUCCAGCCUGUGUCAGUAUUUUCCAGUGUUUUUUUUUUUUUUUAGUUAUUCUGCAUGGUAGGAAGCAUUGUGACUUUUAAUUCUUUUCUCCAUUCAUCCUAGAUAUUGAGAGAAUCGCCUUAUCCUCCUCAUUUUCUAUAUAGUUCAAGAAGUAGCUGAUCAUUACAAAUGCAAGUGCACAAAGCUGGUGCAAGCACCAUACAUGUAAUUUGACAGAUUUGCCCUCUCUCCAACCAAACUUUUCAGAGGGAGUAGGGAGUAGGCAGUUUGCUUCUGAGGGGUUGCAAAGAAUUAAAUGAAGCUGUCUUUCACUAAAUAGCCAGGAGGGUCAAUUUUAGACCCAUUCUUCAUAACUUCCAGGUGAUGUUUUAUGUCUUAAGGAAGCCCUGAGGCCUAAGAUACAUAUUGAAAGUCCCAAGAUAUUUGGUGCUGAUAAAGAUCCUUACAUUAAGUAGAUCAUGAUCAGAAUCUGGAAGAGAAGCUGUUUGAAAGCCCAUAAAUAUUUCCAAAUAAAGCUGUAAGUGCAAUUAAUACAUAGGAAAAGUAGGUGAGCCUAAAAAGACUUGUUUAAAGAUGAGGAGUAGAGAAGACACAUUGUCUUUCAUGCUCCACGGCACAGAAUAAUAAGUCCAAUAUCAUCUGAAGAUACAGAUAUCAAACUGCUGGCAUUUCAUCUGCAAGUGAAAGUACAGAUUUUCUGUGUUUUUUCCAAGAAAAAAAAAAGGGUGACAAAAGUAACUCUUCUCUGUUGAGCAUAAUUUCAAUUUUCAGAGGGAUUUAUUUAAAUGAUUUCUCUACUGUAUUGAAAAGCAUUUUGAAAUUUCUCUUGUGCAUUCUGGACCAAUCUAAUGAGAGUUAACCUUUCACUGUUUAUACCUUUCAGUAUAAACUGCCCUGACACUAAUAUGAAAUCUCGGUAUUUGAAAAGGUAAAGUAAGCAUUUAAAUCGGAUUUUGAAUUCUUUACUAAUGCCAGAGGUAUCUUAUGAGUUCAUAUAUAUAUCUGUUAAUUCACUCUAAAUAAAUCAUUUCCCAAGGUAAAUCAAGGAACAAAAAGAACCUGCCAAGAACUGGCACUUCAGAAUUUAAACAAGCUUCAAAAUGGUUCAGCAACAGUGUUAGGGAGAUGCCUUGGUUAAACUACAGAUAUGGUAGUUGGAUAGCCAUUUGGAGGAGUGUUGAAAUCUUAGUCCAUCCUUUCCUGGUUAGUUCCAUUUCUAUAUAAAUCCUUCCCACCAACAUCCAAAUGGGUUGAUCUAGAGCAGGGGUAGGCAACCUUGGCUCUUUUAUGACUUGUGUUGAAGUCCACGAGUCAUAAAAGAGCCAAGAUUACCUACCCCUGAUCUAGAGUUUCCAGCAUUCCUAACUAACACAGCCUUCCCCAAUCUGGGCAUUCUCCAUGGUUUCUAUUUUAAAUCUUGGAACUCAUCAACCAGCAUCUUUCACUUUUGUUUUUAUGCAAAUGUGAAGAGAGGGCAAUAUCAUUUAGGAUACUUGCUAUUUUUGUUAAUAGUCACUGCCCAAAAGUAACUGCAAGAAUUUCUUUCAAAUCUUAUGUGAAAAAAAAAAAAGUUUUCUCCCAUGGUGAGACCCCUUUCACGUACAUAAAUAUAUGUUCUUUCAUAAUAUUCUAACUCAGUUUAGAUUCCUUUCUUUUCACUAAGAAAGAUUAGCUAAUGUUAGCUAGCCCCUUUACUUGUCCUGAAUGCAGCCUCUCAGAUUUGCCUCUGAUCAAUUAAUUGUACUCCUGGGGCAUGGGAACGCCUAUUAAGAAAUGGAUGCCUAUUUUUUAUGCAGUUAGCCUAUUUCUCCUGGAAGUCCUUGCUGUUUAUUGAGGCUCUAUCUGCAUUUUAUUAUGUGUAAAAUCUAUCAUUCUGCUGCUGGAAUGUUGCAGAGAACACUGAAGGUUUUUGUUUUCUUCCUAACUAUGUCAGUCUGGCCAUUCUAGGGCAAUCUCAUAGAUUUCCAGAACAGAAAGUCAUUUAUAGUGUAGUUUAGAAGCUGUUGCAGAAUAGUACGUUUUACACAUUCCUGUUGCAAGACCCAAUUUAUCAAUCUGCCACUACAUCUCAUUGUUCUUUCCAAACAUCAACAAGAUUUAGUGUGAUGAGGUUGGAUAGUCCCACCUAUUCCUCCCCACCUGUUGAAGGGAUAUUAACUUUGUAUCUGCAAAAGCUGUAUUUAAAUUAUUUGGAGCACAGAGAAAGCCUGGGAAGCAAGACAAAUGCAUGAUGCUUCAACCAGAGUAUAAAGACAAUUCCUGUGCAAGAAAAUGAAAAGGCCACUAUGUGCUAUGAUGCCUACUAACUUCAUGGUUUCCAGCAGCUGGGAAAAUGUGUUCACUCAGUUGAAGAUGCCAUGCAUUGGGCAUAUGCCUUUUGAUGUUGCACAGAGCUCUGCAAAACCAACGUGUUUAGCAAUGCUGAAGCACCACAAUGUAGACAUCCUCUCCGUGCAUUUGACCAUUUCUGAAUCCUGAAAGAAACUUUUGGAGGAAGAAGCUAACGGAGUCAGCCCUUUUGCUCAAACCAUAUUCCCACUGUAUGGGAAUGGCUGCUGAAUUGUGGCAACGUUGCACCGCUGUCUCUUAUUCUAACCAGAAUGGCAAACAUUUGCUUUGCAAAAUGUCCGUUACAAUGUAGAUUAAAGUUGUAAAUACUGAUUAAGUUACUGCUA
This is a messenger RNA of Crotalus tigris (Tiger rattlesnake), 3455 nucleotides long. It is a transcript of the gene SHISA4, whose product is annotated as shisa family member 4. The coding region runs from base 90 to 683 and encodes 197 amino acids. NCBI's taxonomy places the organism in Eukaryota, Metazoa, Chordata, Lepidosauria, Squamata, Viperidae. The record is from RefSeq and is a predicted model, not a curated record. The transcript is spliced from 5 exons.